Messenger RNA from Somion occarium, 1305 nucleotides. NCBI's taxonomy places the organism in Eukaryota, Fungi, Basidiomycota, Agaricomycetes, Polyporales, Cerrenaceae. The record is from the annotation of a GenBank genome assembly.
AUCCUUCGACUCGCCAUGGCUCCCGUCGCAGUCUCCGACCAAUCCACAGCAACUGAAACAAAGACCACGGUGCAGAAGCCGGCCGCGACGGCCAAGGCACUGAUCAACCCCUUUUACUCCCCUCCUACAGGGGAUGAUGGCGAUGAAUCUUAUGUGCACGCUAACUACAAGCCUUACUUUCCGGACGUGAAGUGGGCGCCUCUGGGGCCAAUAGCUGUAACUGAACGUGCUCAAUUCGCCGAUUCCGAGAAGAAGGCUCUGUUUUCCGCGGUGCAAACGGUCAAGCACCUUACCCCCGCCAUUGGCACCGAGAUCACUGGCAUCGACUUGCGUCAACUUACCGACCAACAAAAGGAUGAACUUGGACUUCUCAUCUCUGAGCGAGGCGUAGUGUUCUUCCGCGAUCAGGAGAUCAGCAUCCAUGAACAAUUGGAGCUCGCGCGGCACUUCGGUCCUCUUCAUAAGCACGCAACGACCCCCAUUCCUCGCGAGCCUGGUCUGGAAGAAGUCCAUGUUGUUUACAAUGACAGGACUCGUCGACCAGAUCCAAGUGCCUUCUCGAAGAUCGAGCUGUGGCAUUCCGAUGUAUCAUAUGAGGCUCAGCCCCCAUCUAUCACUUCCUUGAAGGUUAUCGCCGGACCCGAGUAUGGCGGUGACACUCUGUGGAGCUCAGGUUACGCGCUCUAUUCGUCAUUCAGCCCUGGCUUCCAGAAGUAUUUGGAAGGACUCUACGCCGUGCACAGUGCUGUAGCGCAAGCUGACGGUAACCGUGCUGCAGGUCUUCCUGUUCGCCGUGAGCCCGUGGAGAGUGUUCAUCCAAUCGUUCGGGUCAAUCCCGCAACCGGCUGGAAGGCCAUCUACGUGAACCCUGGCUUCACUCGUCGCAUCGUUGGUCUACCCAAGGCAGAAUCUGAUGCUAUCCUCCAGCUCCUCUUCCAUCAAAUCGCAGAUAACCCUGACUUCCAAGUGCGCUUCCACUGGGAGCCCAAGUCGAUCGCCAUCUGGGACAACAGAGUCGCGACGCACUCGGCCACGUUUGACUUCUGGCCUCACACUCGCCACGCUCUUCGUGCAACGCCUCAUGGCGAGAAGCCGAUCUCCGUCGAGGAGUACGAGCGUGAUGGUAAGGCUGCGAAGGACAGACAGGUUGAAAUUUUCAAGCAAUUGGGGGUUGAAGUUCCAUCAGCUAGCAAUGGUACCAGUAAGGCUCGAGGAUACAAUGAUUGAGCUGAGCUUCUAAAAUAUUGUCUAUACCUCGUAUGUAUGUACUUAUAAUCAAAAGCAUUCCUUCGUUUGGUUUGUUGG